AUGGACGGCGACGACGGCCUCUACACAAAGCCGCAACAGAGACUGACGUUCGAGCUGGCGUACGAGGCGCUGCAGGACGCCCUCAUCGCGCCCAGCUCGCUCAGAGGGAGCGCUACGGCCAUCGUCGUUGCGGCAAACGGCCAGGAUGGAUACAACCAGGUGAUCGAGGAGCGCAUGGAUCCACACAAAGCUCACAGAGCCAAAGGCUGGGCUCCUGGCACCCAUGGCUCCUCGAUCGCAGGACGACUGGCUCACCAUCUGGGCACCGAGGGCCCCUGCAUGGCUGUCGAAACGGCUUGCAGCGGGGGUUUGGCCGCUCUCAAUGUGGCGGUGAGCGCGUUGGAGAGAGACGAAUGCUACAGGGCCAUCGUGAUCGGUGUGACGACGAGGUUGGUCGAUCAUCACAUCGACUACUUGCAUACAGCCAACAUGGCCUCCAAGACGGGCAGAUCAAGUCCCUUUGGUCGGGACGCAGACGGCAUGGUCACCAGUGAGGGCGUUGUCGCGGUAGUCUUGCAACGUGCCGAUGCGAGCUCCAGCGCCAGCGCGCCUUCUUCGUACGGUGCCAUUCGCUCCAUUCUCGUCCGCCACCAGGGCACAGCGGCCAAUAUAUCCAUGACAAAGACCGACGCCCAAUCCCGGCUGCACCUCGACGCUCUCCGUCGUGCCGGCGCGAUGCCUGGAGACGUCUCUGUCUUCGAGGCGCACGGCACCGGC
Messenger RNA from Acaromyces ingoldii, 717 nucleotides. RefSeq names its product ketosynthase. The transcript has a single exon. The record is from RefSeq and is a predicted model, not a curated record. The annotation marks the transcript as partial. NCBI's taxonomy places the organism in Eukaryota, Fungi, Basidiomycota, Exobasidiomycetes, Exobasidiales, Cryptobasidiaceae. Gene Ontology annotation, biological process: fatty acid biosynthetic process. Gene Ontology annotation, molecular function: fatty acid synthase activity.